AUGUUACUUGGACAAUCUACGAGGAAAAGUUUGCACAAGGCCAUACAUUGUGCUCGACAUCUGGCAACGGCCGCUAAACCAAAUCCAUCGCCGGCAUCUAAUCCAUCACCAACAGACUUCACGGCCAGGCUGAAGAAUGGACCUGGACUUGGAGACUUUAUUGCUGUUUCUUCGCAGAUGACCAUGGCUGAAUCGCUCGAGCUGCAACAGCCUAUAGUAGACUCUACAGGUUCUACUAAAAGACAUGUGCGAUUACCGCCAUGGCUCAAAACUGAGAUACCGGUUGGAAGGAACUUUUCCAAAAUCAAGAAGGAUUUACGAGGACUCAAUCUUCAUACUGUCUGUGAAGAAGCACGAUGUCCGAAUAUUGGUGAAUGUUGGGGUGGUGGAGAGCACAAGACUGCUACUGCUACCAUCAUGCUGAUGGGAGACGAGUGUACGAGAGGUUGCCGAUUCUGUUCUGUAAAGACAAAUCGAGCACCCAAACCUCUGGAUGCCAAUGAGCCAGAAAAUACGGCUGAAGCAAUAUCGAGAUGGGGUCUAGACUACGUCGUCUUGACCUCUGUGGAUCGUGAUGACCUACCUGAUGGUGGUGCAAAUCACUUUGCUACCACUGUCGAGCUCAUCAAGCAAAAAGCUCCUCAAAUCCUGGUUGAAUGCCUUACAGGAGACUUUUACGGAAAUUUGUCGGCUGCGUCUCGAGUCGCUACAUCUGGAUUGGAUGUAUAUGCUCAUAAUCUCGAGACAGUCGAAUCACUGCAACCAUACGUUCGAGAUCGACGAGCAAAUUAUAAGCAGAGCAUGAGUGUGCUCGAAACAGCCAAGAAGGCUGUACCUGGUCUAGUAACAAAGACAUCUAUGAUGCUGGGUUUGGGUGAGACGGAUCAGGAGGUCGUUCAGACGAUGAAAGAUUUACGAUCUAUUGAUGUGGACGUGAUAACGUUCGGUCAGUACAUGAGACCAACCAAGAAGCAUAUGAAGGUCUCUGAAUACGUCCACCCUUCCAAAUUCGACCACUUCGCCGAUGUAGCGAGAGAUCUUGGAUUCAAAUAUGUCGCAGCCGGACCUCUAGUAAGGUCUUCAUACAAAGCUGGGGAGUUUUAUAUCAAAAACAUCCUCAAAAACGAGAGGAUGCAACAGCAUUCAAAAGCACCUUCAGAGCAGUCUGAACAAGGACUGUCGUCAGCUACACUCCCAAUAUAG
Synchytrium microbalum is the source of this 1203-nucleotide messenger RNA. RefSeq names its product lipoyl synthase (gene LIP5). Gene Ontology annotation, molecular function: lipoate synthase activity; 4 iron, 4 sulfur cluster binding. NCBI's taxonomy places the organism in Eukaryota, Fungi, Chytridiomycota, Chytridiomycetes, Synchytriales, Synchytriaceae. The transcript has 8 exons. Bases 1 to 1203 code for a protein of 400 amino acids. Gene Ontology annotation, cellular component: mitochondrion. The record is from RefSeq and is a predicted model, not a curated record. Gene Ontology annotation, biological process: lipoate biosynthetic process.